GCGUCGUCGCUAGGAUACCUGACAGACGCGCUGUGUUUCUAGGAGCCCACACCAACAACCCAACGAGGAAACUCAUACAUUGUGUGAAAAAGCUAUGUUUCAAUUGAACAGAUAUCUAGAUUUUGCAAAGCAGUCCGGUGAAUAUUACGACUAGCGUACUUUCACUGUACCUUCAUCGUGUAGUGUUUUUUUUUUUUUUUUUUUUUAACCUGAAAUUAGAAACCAACAAAAAAGAAUGAUGACGGAGGAAAAGGCCCAAAAGACAGAUGUUGAAGAAAAUGCCUUUGAGACCCUGGAAAGGGAUUUCCAGGAAGUUCUCCACGAGCUUACAGGCGAUAAAAGCCUGGAGAAGUUUCGGGUUGAGUAUGAGAAGCUCCACAAAGCCUUGAAGAAAUCCCAUGAAAGCGAAAAAAGACUCAUGUCAAAAUGUAGGGAACUAAAUUCCGAAAUAGUAUCCAAUUCAGUCAAAGUAGCAACAGCGUUGAAAUUAUCACAAGAAGACCAGACAACAAUUGCGUCACUGAAAAAGGAGAUAGAAAAAGCUUGGAAAAUGGUGGAUGCAGCUCAUGAAAAGGAACAACGUGCUAAAGAGACCAUUCAUGCCCUGAAACAGGAGAUUGCUAACCUGACAAAGCUGGUGGAGCAUGGGGCAGGCUUGUCUGUGGGCCAAGAACACAGUGUGAAGGACUUACUGAAAGUCAAAGAGGAUCUAACAAAGGAAAGAGAUGAGUUGCUAACUGAAGUAGUGAACUUAAGAGAUGGUCUGACCCAGGCUACAGCAAAGCAACAAGAGAUUGAGGCUUGGAAAGAAGAAGUGUCUGAGAAUAUGACCCAGCUCCAGCAGGACAUCCAGCUGAGCCAGAAUGAAUGUUCCCGUGAGACUCGGAGAAAGGAAAAACUGGAAAAGGAGAUAAAGCAGUUGCAAGCUGAACUGGACAGUAAACAGGCAGAGAUCAAAACGCUGACUCUGCACAACCAGCGGGGCAAAGAGGAGCAGCAGAAGAUGGAGCAGCAGCUGCGGGAACAAAAGAUUCUAAAUGAAAGGGCCUCAAAGGAGCUAGAACAACUGCAGAUCAGAAACACCAAAAUCCAACAGGAGAAUGAUCAGAAUGGCAUAAGCUUGGACCAACUGGCUCAAGAGAAUCAACAACAGGCAUCAGAUCUUAAGAUGAAAGAAGAGGAGGUGACUCACAUGCGGCACGAGAUAGCCAAACUGACCAAGAUGAGAGAGGGCACCCAAAGGAGGUUACGCCAGAUAGAAGAUCAGAAAUUAGAUGUGGAACAGCUAAGGGACAUGCUGAAAAACCAGAUCACUGGGCUGGAGAGAGAAUUGGAGUCCAAGAAGAAACAAGCAGAGACUGAUAAGAAAGCAAUAGAAGAACUGGUGCGAGAAAGAGACCUCUUAAACAAGAACAUGCUGAAGGCUGCAGGUGCCACCCAGAAGCAGUUAAACCUAGUGAAGCUCCACGAGCAAACUAAGAAGAACCUGGACCAGGAGAUCCAGAACUACAAGGAGGAGGCCCAGAAACAGAGGAAGAUCAUUUACCAGCUAGAGAAGGAGAGGGACCGCUACAUUAACGAAGCGAGUGAACUAACACAGAAGGUCCUCCAGCACAUGGAAGAUAUUAAAGUGAGGGAAAUGCAGAUCUUCGAUUAUAAAAAGAAAAUUGCUGAGGCAGACACAAAGCUGAAGCAGCAACAGAACCUUUAUGAGGCAGUGAGAUCUGACAGGAACCUGUACAGCAAGAACCUCAUUGAAGCACAGGAUGAGAUUACAGAAAUGAAAAGGAAGUUGAAGAUAAUGAACCACCAGAUUGACCAGAUGAAAGAGGAGAUUAGCGGGAAGGAGGCAGCCCUGGUGAAGGAACAUAUGGAGCACCAGCGUGUGGAGAAGGAGAAAGAGGCACUCAAGGCUGAGCUGCAGAAGAUGAAACAGCAAGCUCAGGAGACUAAGCAGUUCAUUGACAAUCAGGAGGUAGAGGAGAGAAAGCUGCUCAAGAUCAUUGCUGAUGCUGAUACUGAAAGACUCAGACAAAAGAAGGAAUUGGAUCAGGUAAUUAGUGAGCGGGACAUUCUGGGCACACAGCUGGUGCGUCGCAAUGAUGAGCUGGCCCUGCUCUACGAGAGGAUUAAAAUCCAGCAGUCCAUGCUGAACAAGGGGGAGGUCCAGUAUAACCAGAGGGUAGAGGACAUUCGCCUGCUCAAGCUGGAGAUCAAGAAGCUGAGGCGAGAGAAGGGCAUCUUGACCAAGACUGUGGCUAAUGUGGAGGAUCUCAGACGGGAGGUUUACCACAUGCAAAGGGAACUUCUGAAAGAACGGACCAGGUGCAGGGCUCUGGAGGAAGAGCUUGAAAACCCCAUGAACGUACAUAGAUGGAGAAAACUAGAGGCCAGUGACCCGAGCACUUAUGAGCUAAUCCAAAAGAUUCACACCUUACAGAAGAGACUGAUUACAAAGACCGAGGAGGUUGUGGAAAAAGAGCUACUAUUACAGGAAAAAGAGAAGCUGUAUGUGGAAUUGAAGCACAUCCUGGCCCGGCAGCCUGGACCUGAAGCAGCAGAGCAGUUACAGAUUUACCAGCAGACACUGAGGGAAAAGACCAAGCAACUCAAGGUUUUAUCAUCAGAGCUGAACAUGUAUGAGUCUCAAACGCAGGAUUAUAAAUAUGAGAUUGAGAGAUUGGCCCACGAGCUACAAAAUGUCAAGAAGAAGUAUCUCAUUCAAAAACGCAAGGAGCAGCAGGAAAGGGAAAAAGAGAGGAGCUUGACUCAAGUGGGACCACCUUUAAUUCAACCUCAGCAGACAGAUGGACCACACUUUACAGGGGGAGGUUUCAGCCUCAAGCAUAGUGGGAAGAUACCAGCAUAAAGCCCUCCCUGUCAUCCAGCUGUGUCUGUCAAAUUAAAUUAAUCUCUGUUGUAGUUAUCAGAAUGAUUUUAGCAUAAAAAAAGUUUAGAUUUUCAUUACAAAAGAAAUAAUCACUUUACAGCUCACAUGCUGAUGUGUGUGUGUGUGUGUGUGUGUGUUUAUUUUACACUUUAAAAACAUUAUUACCAAGAUGCUUUGGCUAAAUCGGAAACAGCCUCCAGGUAUUUGGAAAUGCUAACGCUCUUCUGCUUCGGAUAUCCAAAUUCACAAAGGAUUUUCUCUCACAGUCUUCAAGUUUAGAUUUUUGACACAUCUUACUAAUAAAGCUUUGGGAAGAAAGCUGGGUGUUCCUGUACAGUGGCAUUACAACUCAGCUGAUGUUGCUUUUUCGUUCUUUGUUUGGGUUAAAAGCCAAUAUAUUCCUGCUUAGUUUGUGAUGUUUCUGAUAUAAUAUGAUAUUUAUUCCGUCUCCCAUCAUGUCUUGAACUCCAACAACUGUCUUGAUUGGAACAUCUGUCUUUCUUAAAAAGAUAAAAGACAUUUUUGUUUUUUUACCAACCUUCCAAACAGGGAGAAACUAAAACUCAGAAUUAUGUUUGGCUUAUAUAAAUAUUAGUACCAACUAAAAUCUGACUUCUGUUUUAAGUAACUGAAAAGGAAUUUAGAUUGAUCAAAGAGGUAAUAGAAGAAAUAAAGGUCCAACUUGAACACGUUGGGCUAAAUUUACAAUGCUUUUUGUGUUAUACUUCAGUUUAAGGAUGUGUGCCACUAACGUAUUUGUGUUUGUUGUUUGUCAAAAAAGUCUUAUACCCUGCAUUCUUUAAGUAACAGCUGUAACCUUUUUUAUAUUAAUUUCUCAGAACGUUAGACCCUUCCAUUGUAUCUAGAAGCAUGCAGUGCAGAGUUGUUUGGCAUAUACCCAACAAGAAUGAUAGCAGAUCAGAGUACCUUUGAUGGUUCUGCAGUUACUCCUACAGUUUAUUCAACCCCAGUGAAUAACAUACUUUUGGAAUUAAUUGACCCUUCUUCAGACAAAGUACACACAGGGCAAUCCUCAACACAAAGGACAUCACUGCAUUCCAAGGUCUGGCUUUUAAAAUGUAUUAAUUUCCAUAUGGAAUGUGAAGUUUAAUCCUAAGGAAAUUGCAACAAUACAAUUGCAAACUUUCAUUAAAAAUAAAUAUACAUUUUCAUUCAAGUUCUUUAUUUUUUCUCAUUAAAUUGACGGUAAUAUAUAUCCCAAGAGACAAGCAGACGCCCGUUUUACUCAUCCACUAGAGAAGCGUGUUACAUGGCAUUAUACAUCAAAUUAACAGUGACAAAUAGGUUAUUCAAAGAAAAUACAUUUGUAACAAUACACAACUAUCAAGUUACAACUUAUUGCAGUUGGAGAAGGGACAGUUACAUCUUCAGAGUAGUUUCCUGCUAGUUUUAGAGUGUUCAAAUGUGCCUUUUAUUUACCAUCUUCAAAAACAAGGCCCACUCUGAGUGAUAAAAAACAUUAUUCAUUUAACAAAAAUAGAGGCAAAUAUCUAAAUAUUAUAAUUUAGUGUUUUGUAAGGUCUGUUUCUCAUUUUAUACCAUUAAGAAGGAACGGUAUCCAUUGAGUUACUUAAAAAAUACGUGAUCUUGA
Messenger RNA from Polyodon spathula (Mississippi paddlefish), 4502 nucleotides. It is a transcript of the gene cfap58, whose product is annotated as cilia and flagella associated protein 58. NCBI's taxonomy places the organism in Eukaryota, Metazoa, Chordata, Actinopteri, Acipenseriformes, Polyodontidae. The coding region runs from base 236 to 2869 and encodes 877 amino acids. The transcript is spliced from 18 exons. Gene Ontology annotation, cellular component: cytoskeleton. The record is from RefSeq and is a predicted model, not a curated record.